CACUCGCCUGUGGUGCACCCAAGAAAUCCCUCACAUCAUCUCUCCACCAUCGCUCCAUCAUCUCUCCAUCAUCUCUCCAAGAAAAUUCACUCAAAUAUCCGCAAAAGCCCCGCUAAAAAUUCCACCCCUCAGGAAGAUCCUCAUCAUCGUACCAUCAGUGAAGUAAUUAUUUAAAAAUGGGUGGUGAGCAAGGAAUAUGUGCAGUCUGUGGGGCUCCAGCGAAUUUGCGUUGCACCGGUUGCAGGAGUACAUUCUACUGCAGGCCAGAGCACCAGAAGCAAGACUGGAGCAAUCACAAGAGCUCCUGCAGAUGCUGGAGUAUCCAGGAUUCGUCAAGCCUUGGAAGACACCUGGUAGCGACCCGAGACCUGGAGCGAGACGAUCUCAUCAUGUCGGAGGGUCCAAUUGUCUUCGGUCCAGGUGCUCAUACCGAUCAGAGGGUUUGUGUUGGUUGUGGUGAUGCCGGAGUACCUAUUCGCUGUCCAGGAUGUGGAUGGUAUGCCUGUAGGCUGUCCUGCAAUGGUCUUCUUGACGACAAUCGUCAUGGGUUCGAGUGCAAGCUCCUGGAAAAGGCCAGGAUCAUCCCCAGAUGCGAUAUCUUGCUACCGUUGAGGAUGAUCAUCCUCAAGAAGAGGAAUCCCAAACGCUGGGAAAUCCUAUCAGCCCUCCAGAGUCACGAAGAGUCCCGGGGACCUGGUACGGAGGCUCAUGAGGAGGUGGAAGCUGUCUUCCAGCAGCUGGAGCCGAUCCUCCAGGCAUUCUCGAUGGGCAGGGAUAUUCUCUCCAAAGUCUGUGGUCUGAUUGAUGUUAAUGCACUCGAUACAAAUCCUCCUGAAGGAUCCGCUGGCAUUUAUCAGACUGCCUGUCUCCUCGAGCAUCAGUGCAUGGCCAAUACUAGACAUGGAUUUGUGCUGGACUCCAAGGGUCGGCCUAAAAUCGUCGUCAAGGCACUGAGACCGAUCAAAAUGGGUGAACACCUGUCGACGACUUACACUCACGUUUUGUGGGCAACGAGAGCACGUCGUGAACAUCUUCUAGCCACGAAAUACUUUUCCUGUCGUUGUGAAAGAUGUAAAGACCCCACGGAGUUGGGCAGCCAUUUAGGAACAUUAAAGUGUCCUUGUGGGGCUGGGGUAAUUCUCCCUAAAGAUCCCCUUGACUCUGGCACUGAAUGGUCCUGUGAUCUGUGUCCAGGUCUUCUGACGUCACAGGAAGUCUUCGAGCUGACGGAGAGGCUUGGCGAAGAGGUGGAGAAUGUAAUGGCAUCAGCGACGAAGGAUAGGUUGAGUGACUUGCACUCCAGGCUUCUAGUGCUCCUCCAUCCUGGCCACCAGCACUGCAUAGCCGUGGGCCACUCCCUCAUUCAGCUCCUGUCACCUGAGGACCCGAAAAAACUCGAGAUAUGCAGAAGAAUUUUAGAAACAACAUCAAUUUUGGACCCUCACGGUGGACGACUGGCCCUCUACACUGCCGUAGCCCUCCGAGAGCUCUCAUCCUGCCCGGGUGAGGACACAAUCACUCACCUGAAUCGAGCUGUUGAAUUACUCAGGCAUGAACCUGCGAGAAGUCCUGGUGAUAACCUGAAAAAGCUCAUCCUGUCCGAGCUCUAAAUAUUUAAUUAUUGAAUUAAUAUUGAAAAUCACUUUAUUUAUAGAUAAAAAUAAAUCGAUGACAACGUC
Molecule: messenger RNA, 1679 nt
Organism: Fopius arisanus
Lineage: Eukaryota; Metazoa; Arthropoda; Insecta; Hymenoptera; Braconidae
Gene: SmydA-5
Product: protein msta, isoform B-like
Exons: 5
Coding region: 177-1610 (477 amino acids)
Molecular function (GO): protein binding
Source: RefSeq, a predicted model, not a curated record